This is a messenger RNA of Gossypium arboreum, 7530 nucleotides long. RefSeq names its product histone-lysine N-methyltransferase ASHH2-like. The transcript is spliced from 19 exons. Gene Ontology annotation, molecular function: histone H3K36 methyltransferase activity; zinc ion binding; protein binding. Gene Ontology annotation, biological process: regulation of DNA-templated transcription. Bases 299 to 7303 code for a protein of 2334 amino acids. NCBI's taxonomy places the organism in Eukaryota, Viridiplantae, Streptophyta, Magnoliopsida, Malvales, Malvaceae. Gene Ontology annotation, cellular component: nucleus; chromatin. The record is from RefSeq and is a predicted model, not a curated record.
UCAUCUUCCUUUCCUUCUUUCUUUUUUUUUUCCCUUUUUUUUUUUCUUCUAAAAUUUUUCUCUCUCAUAUUCCUUUCUCCCAAACAGGUUUAUAAAAAAAUUAUUCUUUUUUUAAAUAAAAAUAAAAAGAUAUAAAAACGACCUUUUUCUUCCUUCUUCAACGGCCUCGUUCCUCUUCUCUCUAACAAAAGAAAGGGAUUCUAGGGUUUUCUCCGAGGUUCUUCUCAGAGAGAGCUUUGAUAAGGUUUGGAGUAAUGAGUUUGCAGCAUUGUUGAUAAUUUGUUUGGAAACAAGUGAGAUGGGUUCGUGUGGGAAUAUGACUUUUGUAAACGAACCUUCGCGUGAAGUUGCUGCUGCUGCUGCUGCCGAGCAACAUUUGUGCUCUGAGUCAAUGGGGAAACUUGUCUCUGAGCAACGGGAUUGCGUUGUGAUUGAUUCUAAUGGGGAUUGUGCUAGUGAACCGGGUGAAGAUGAAAACAGUGUUUGCAAAAGGUCUGGGGAUAUUGAUUGCAAAGUUGGAAUAAAGGGUGAGGCCCAAAUUGUUGGUUCUGGUACGAAGGGCUUGAUGGGUGGUGAAUGUUGUGAAAACUCAGUUUGUUUGAAGAAAAAUGGUGGUGAAAUUGCUGAUGCUUCUUGUUCAAAAGCAUUGGUGGGUGAUAUGUGCGGUGAUAGUGUGGUUUGUUUGGAAAAUAAUCAGGGUGAACUUAUGGGUGAUUCUGGUUUGAAGGAAUUGAUGGGCAAUGCGAAUGAUGAUACUGUGGUUUGUUUGAAAGAUCAGGGUGAAAGUAUGAAUGAUUCUGAUUCAAAGGAAUUGACAGAUGAUAGGUGCAGGGAUUGUAUAGUUUACUCAAUUGAAAAUCAAGGUGAAAAAGUGGAUGGUUCUUUUCCACUUGACUUGAGGAGUGAUACAUAUCGUGAUAGUACAGUUUGCUCCAUUGGAAAUCAGGGUGAGAAUGUAGAUAGUGCUGGCUCGAAGGAAUUGAUGGGUGAUAUAUGCGGUGAUGCUAUAGUUUGUUUAAAUGGUAAUCAAGGUGAAAAUCCAGAUUGCUCUGGGCCAGAGGAAUUAAUGGGUUAUGUUGAUAAUACAGGUUAUUCAAAUGAAAUUCAGUGUGAAAAUGUAGAUUCUUGUUUGAAUGAACUGAAGGGUGAUAGGAUCGGUGAUCAUGGGGUUGGUUUGAAUGAAAAUCAGGAUGAUGUUGACAUUCAUGAUUCAGUUACUGAUGUGUGCUUGGAAAAAAGUGGAUCUUCUGGAGAGGAUGGUACAAAUGCUACUAAAGGAUCACUAGGCUUGUCUCAGGACAAAAACAGUGCAUCUUUGAGCAGUGGCAUGGAGAUUUCUACUAACUGUGAAGAUCAGAUGAAGGGUGACAAUGAAAAUGUGGUUGGUUUGAUGUUAAAAGAAUGUAUGGGCAAUAACCAAGGUAGGAUUUGUUUGACUGAGAAUAUGGGUAUAGAUGGUCAUCUCGACUCAGAAAAUAAUGUUUCACGGGAUGGGGAAAUGCCAAUAGAACUGAACACAAUUUCUACUUCACCUAGAAGUUCUGUUAAACUGGAUAAGCAGGAUGACGAUGAGAGGGUCAAUGGUUCCAUUCUUCAAAGGAUUGUGGAAUAUGGGGAAAAGAAGUUUGAAGAGAAAAAUGAUGCAGUAGAGAGGAAAGGGACUGACGUUCUGAACCAAAUAUUGCUUUCAGAGAACUUUAAAUGGCCCUUUGAGUUAAUAGACGCAACUGGUGAACACAAGAGUAAGGAUGGUACGAGUACCUAUUGUUCCUCUUCAGAAGUAGCUAUGAAAGAAAAACGAGAGGUUUUAACUGAGGUUGAGGCUAAUAUUUGCAACCAAAUGUCAUUUAUUCAGGGUAGUCACUUGGCUUCAACAUUAAUAGGCAUUGGUGAUUGCAGGAGUGAUUGUCCCCGACAAAUUGACCUGAAGGAUGGUAAGGCUAUUGUGGGUCCUUCUCUAGAUGGGGAAAGUGGUGCUUCACCCAUGAUAGAAUCUGAAACGUGCGGCAAGAUAUCUACUUCAUGUUGUGUUGAGACAAUUUCCAACUUACAACAAACAGGUGAUUCAGUGGGUAGUUGUGACGGGCAUAACCAGAAAGAUGAUCCCAGUAGCAGUGGUCUCUCAUUGGAAAGUUUUACUAAACCUGUGGAAACUAAAAGUAAUGAUGAUUUAUGCAUUGAGUUGCUAGCUUCAAGGAGAUUAUCUGACACACGGAAGAAUGCACAAACUGUUGGUAAUGAUAUUAGUGACUCAUCAGGAGAUGGUGUUACAGAGGUUUCUGAGGGGAGGACUGAUUUUCUUGCAUAUACAAAGGCUGAGACUUCCUGUGAAAUAAUAAUAAAUGCCAAAGGAAAGGCCUGCAACUCGAACAGGGAUUCUUUUGAGCAAGGUGCAAACUGUCUUUGUGAUAAAUCAACUUCUUUGUCAUGUCAGCCUGUUGAUGUUGUUGACAAUGGUUUGUCUGGUAGGCUGGAUCCACAAGAUCUUUUGGCAAAGGAUGUGUGUGCUGCAAUUAGUUCUAGCAGUUCAAUUGACUGUUCUGGAAAAAGAGAAAAUGAAGGGAAGGAUAUCGUCAAGGCUGAUUGUGUUUUAGAAACUAAAAAUUGUCCAACCACAUCUUCCUCUUCUCGAAAGGGCAGACAGAAAAGUAAAUCAAGCCGAAAGACUCCUGCCAAAAGGGGUACUAGGAACUGCAGUAGCACGAAGCUGCGUCGCCCACACGGAAGUAUUGAAUUCCUUUUCAAAGCUACAAGAAGGAAGAGAAGCUGUUCAUCAAAACCAGCUCGUUCUUCCAUUUGGGGAUUGCUCAGUAACAUUGCCAAAUUUAUUGAGCCAUGUCCUGAUCCUUCAUGUAAUGGAGUGCAGAAUCGAAAACCUUCUAAAGCUAGGGGUGGCCGAGGAAGUGGGAAACGAAGCAAAAACCGAGCUGGUCAAAACAGAAAAGAAUCAAGUGGGCUAAGUAGCACUUUAACCAGUUGCCUGCGUCUGAAGAUUAAAGUGGGCAAGGAAGUUGCUCCAAGUAAUGUGAAUACUUUGGUUGCAGAAGUGGUUGAUCCAUCAGUUCUUAUUGGUACUUCCUUUAGUAAUUAUGGGAAGGAAACCAAUUUACAAUAUCCAACAGUAGCAAAUAUUGUUGAAGAUAAAGUAGAAGCGGGUAGUGAAAUGCAGUUUCAGUCCAAGGAGGAUCAAGAAAUGGUGAAAACAUGCUCUGAUGUUUUUCUUACGGAAGUAAAACUAGCAAAUAAGGCUGUCAGGUGUUCUGAAAAUCUUGAGAGGAUGUCUGAAGAUGCUACAGAUAGUUCCCUUAUAAGUCAGUCUGAUGCAGUUGCUGAAGCAUCUCAAGAAGCAAUAGAGAACAAGUGUAUGGACCCUGGAACUUCACCAGAUUCAGAAGUAAUCAAUACAAUUCCUGAUGCACAAAUUGGGUUAACACACCAAGAAGAGUCGCUUGAUACUGUUUUGGAUAUUUCUGGGGCUUUAGCUUCUCCUAGAGGUGCUAAGACUAGCAAGGGUAGCAAUAGGGGAAAGAAGGAUAAUCAUAGAUCUCCUGGUGCAGCCAGCACUAGGAAAGCUAAAUCAUCUAAGAGUCGCCGAAGUAGAGAAAAAACAACAGGUAAUGGACUUGUCUCCAGCGAGGCUCUUACUUCAUCCUCUGCUGCAAAUUCUUCAAGAGAGAAUUGGAUUGGAGUCCCCAAAGAGGCAACAGAAAUGGAAAAUAGUAUGGAUAUUAACGAUUGUUGCAGUCCUGAUGUUCCAGAUACAAAGAACACUAAGCAUUUCUCUUCCUCUAAGAGCAAGCGUAAUCAACUUUCGAAAAGUUCAAGAUCUCAGGGAGCGAACAAGGGAAAGUCCAGAGUCUCUGAUUCUGUCAAGAGCAGGAAAGGAAAUGGUUCUAAGCGGAGGGGAGAUGAGUCGAAGUCAGUAAGUAAGAGCAAAGUAAAGGAGAAAUGCUCUGAUGAGGAGAUUGUAGCCAGAGGAGGAAAGAGCCCAGUAACAGUUGGUGCUGCAGGAAAUCAGAUUUCAGAUGAUAAUGAGCACUUAAAUACUGGAAACAGUAUUGAAUCUGCAAACAUGGUUAAUGUUGACUUGGUACCAGAUGGUGUCAUGGAGCAGCAUACACAGCCUGAUAAUGCUUGGGUGCGUUGCGAUGAUUGUCAUAAAUGGCGGCGAAUACCAGUUUCACUUGUAAAGUCAAUUGAUGAGGCAUACCAUUGGGUCUGUGGGGACAACGUGGAUAAAGCAUUUGCUGAUUGUUCAAUCCCACAAGAGAAGUCCAAUGCAGAUAUUAAUGCUGAGUUGGGCAUAUCUGAUGCUGAGGAAGAUGGUUGUGAUGGUUUCAAUUAUAAGGAAUUGGACAAGGGAUUUGAAACUAAACGUAUGACAGUGUCGCCACCUUCACAUUUUUGGCGUAUUGAUAGUAACCAAUUUUUGCACCGUGGCCGGAAAACUCAAACCAUUGAUGAGAUAAUGGUUUGCCAGUGCAAACGACCUCCAGACGGUAAGCUUGGUUGUGGGGAUGAAUGCCUAAAUCGGAUGUUGAAUAUUGAAUGUGUUCAAGGAACUUGUCCUUGCAGGGACCUCUGUUCAAACCAGCAGUUCCAGAAUCGCAAAUAUGCGAUGAUGAAGUGGGACAGAUUUGGUAAGAAAGGUUUUGGGCUGAGGAUGCUAGAGAAUAUAUCUGCUGGUCAUUUCCUUAUUGAAUACGUUGGAGAGGUGCUUGAUAUGCAAGCUUAUGAGGCUCGGCAAAAGGAGUAUGCUUCUAGGGGUCAGAGGCAUUUCUAUUUCAUGACAUUGAAUGGCAGUGAGGUAAUAGAUGCAUAUGUAAAAGGAAAUCUGGGGCGCUUCAUUAACCAUAGCUGUGAUCCCAAUUGUCGUACUGAAAAGUGGAUGGUAAAUGGUGAAAUUUGUAUUGGACUGUUUGCAUUGAGAGAUAUAAAAAAGGGUGAAGAGGUUACAUUUGACUACAACUAUGUGAGGGUAUUUGGAGCUGCUGCAAAAAAAUGUCACUGUGGUUCACCUCAUUGUCGGGGUUAUAUAGGUGGUGAUCCACUUAGUGCUGAAGUCAUUGUUCAUGAUGAUUCAGAUGAAGAAUCUCCUGAACCGACGAUGCUUGAAGAUGGUGAAACCUGGACUGGUUUUAAAUAUGUUAUAUCUAGAUCAAGUUCCUCUGAUGGUGCAGCAAUGCAAUCUGUGGAGAGUGUAAUAACUGAUGGUGUACUGAAGCCUGAGAAUAUGCCAGAAGCUGAGGACUCUGUGAACCGUUCUGCUUCUGCCACAUCAGAAUUGAAGACGGUUGAAACUGAAGGUUUGAAGGGAAAUCUCCAAUUAGCCAUUCAGCCAGAAGAAGCUUUGCCUGUGACAAUUGCCAGUGAAUCUGUUCAGCCAGAUGGUACUGAGGAACAGAAGGCUAUGAACAAAACCUCAUGUUCCAUUCAGAAAUUAGAUGCUUCUCAAGAUAUGUCAGAUAAUAGAUUAUCUUCUGAUGUUAUUGAUGCUAAUAAGAAGUCAAAGUCUGAUGCUGCAGAAGACAAACAGGUUUCUGCAAAAUCACGUCCCCUGAUGAAGACUUCUCGUUCAUCCAGUUCUAUUAAGAAGGGGAAGAUUAGUAGUAAUUCUCUGAGUGGAAAUAAGUUUCAGACAACAUCCAACAAGUUUCAAGUAUCAACUGUCAAGCCCAGAAAAUUCUCGGAAAAUUCUAGUACUUGCCGUUUUGAAGCAGUGGAGGAGAAACUUAAUGAGUUGCUGGAUUCUGAGGGGGGAAUAACAAAACGAAAGGAUGCUUCUAAAGGCUACUUGAAGCUUCUGCUUCUCACAGCUACUUCCGGUGAUAGUGGCAGUGGUGAAGCAAUUCAAAGCAAUCGAGAGCUUUCAAUGAUUCUUGAUGCACUUUUAAAAACAAAAUCCGGACAUGUGCUGACUGAUAUAAUUAACAAGAAUGGUUUGCAGAUGCUACACAACAUAAUGAAGAAAUACAGAAAGGACUUUAAAAAGAUACCUAUUCUUCGGAAGCUUCUAAAGGUUUUAGAGUAUUUGGCAGGCCGGGGAAUUCUUACACAGGAGCAUAUUAAUGGAGGUCCUCACUGUGCUGGAAGGGAGAGCUUUAGGGAGUCGAUUCUGUCAUUCACAGAGCAUGAUGACAAACAGGUCCAUCAAAUAGCCCGAAAUUUUCGAGAUAAGUGGAUUCGAAAACCUGUUAGAAAGCUUGGCUACAGGGACAAGGAUGAGGGCAGGAUGGAGUUUUUUAGGGGUUUGGACUGUAACAGGGUUUCAGCAUCUCACAAUCAUUGGCGUGACCAGGCCAUACGAUCUACUGAAGCAAUUAAUUGCAUCAUGCAAUCUGUGGUUGGAUCAACUUCAGCAGAUACUUCCACCCGAGAGGGUGGUUCCUCAUCAUCAGUUUGUGUUUCCCAAACCAACAGUACCAGAAUUCGCAAGCGGAAAAGCCGCUGGGAUCAGCCAGCGGAUACAGAUAAAAUUGAUUCUCAGUCACCAAAGAAACUUGAAUGUAGCUCGUUAUCUGCUUUAGGUCAAGCAACACCAGAUCAGAUAGAGAAGAUGAACAGUGGGGAUAACAAAUGCCAAGACAGUUUUUCUAAAGGUGAAGCUAUUAACAUUGAGAAUGGAAACCAAAGCUUUCAGCAGGAUGCUCCACCAGGGUUCUCAUCUCCUCUCAAUGCAUCUUUGGUGUCAUCUACUUUAUCAUCAACUGCUACAGGUUUCCCUACACCUAAAGUUGGUCAGUUGAAGUGCCCUGAUGUGGUUAUUGCUCAUCCACAGAAGAGAUUCAUUUCACGUUUGCCCGUUUCAUACGGAAUCCCACUGCCCAUUUUGCAGCAGACCGGAUUACCAGAAGGUGAAAGUCUAGAAAGUUGGGCAAUAGCCCCUGGCAUUCCUUUCCACCCGUUUCCACCCUUACCUCCAUGUCCCCCCGAUAAGAAAGACACUCAACCAGUUUCUGCUGCUCUCUCCACCGGAAUUAAUACCGACUCAAAAGAAGGGCUACAGGAGAGCCGUCGACCUUCCACUAGUUGUCCUGAUGAGAGCGUUGCAAGCACAGCUGGUGGAAACCACCCAGAUUCAGACAUUCCAGGUACUGACAUCCAACAGACAUUGAAAAGAACGAGAGAAUCCUCAUAUGAUUUGGGUAGGAAGUACUUUAGACAACAGAAACGAAAAGGAUCGCCAUGGGAUAAAUCUGAAAGCUUGGGAAACAACCAUACAGGCGAGAUGUGCUGCAUAGAUGUAGGAAAUAUAAACAAUGAGCCCCGGAAUUCAUAUUACUCGGAUGAUAUAAACCGGUAGAACUGGAAAGGUCCCAAAGAUCUUUUUAUCUGGAAUCAGUGCCCAUCCAAAUCAACAUUAUUGAUUUAUAGAAAAAUUUUCUGAGAACUGGAUUUUCUUUCAUUUCAUACAUUUGAUGUAUUUUCCCUCAAUUCUUUGUUUCCUGGGUUUAAGUUCCAGUGGAAAUGUGUAACAUUAUUCGAUUACCAACUUGUGAAGGUAAUUAAUCUCAGGUUCUUUGUGAUUAA